Molecule: messenger RNA, 2716 nt
Organism: Penaeus monodon (black tiger shrimp)
Lineage: Eukaryota; Metazoa; Arthropoda; Malacostraca; Decapoda; Penaeidae
Product: neural cell adhesion molecule 1-like
Exons: 14
Coding region: 170-2716 (848 amino acids)
Molecular function (GO): protein binding
Source: RefSeq, a predicted model, not a curated record
GGGGAUUCAUUGCAGAGUGGAUUUCUUGAGUUCGCCCUCGUUAAACUCCAUCGUCAAGCUCAAGGUGUAUGCCAACCCCAGCGUGGGACCGACGGUGCGGGUGGGCACGGGAACUCGAGGGCUGCCCCUUACGCCCCGCGCGGAGGUCGGCCCGUUCCAUGAGGGCCAGAUGCUCAAUCUCUCCUGUACAGUCACGGGCGGCUACCCCACUCCGACGGUGACUUGGUGGCAGGAUAUCAAACUCCUUGACAACAGCAGUUACCUGAUCAGCUCUCGCGGGCCCACUCAGGUUGUCAAUGACGUGAGUGUGGGGCCCCUUACGAGGGAACUGGUGAGGGUCCCGUUUACUUGCAGGGCGGAGAAUAACCCUCUGUCGUCGCCAAUGGAUCGAACCAUUCACGUCAAGAUCCACAUGGCGCCUCAGAGUGUAGUCCUUAAGGAAAUAACAAGCAUUCGGGCUGGUUUCGAGGAGCGUCUCGAGUGCCGGGCAAGAGGGGCUUAUCCGGAGGCAAACAUUACUUGGACACUCAAUGGUCAGCGUCUCAACUUCACCACGAAGGAGACACGCCAGGUUGGAAGCGACACAGUGUCAUGGGUUCGAUACGUGUCGAAUCCUCGGGAAAACGGUGCCACUCUGGCAUGUACUGCUUCUUCCCCUACGCUGCCGGACCCUCCAGUCACCACGUCGACUGAACUCAACGUCACCCACGCUCCGCUCGUUAGACUUAAGCUGGGAUCUUCACUCCUUCCCGACCACAUCCGCCAAGACGCUGAUGUCUACUUCGACUGCCUUGUGGUCUCUAAUCCUCCCGUUCAGCGCAUCGCCUGGUAUAAAGGGGAAGAAGAGGUAGUUCACAACAAGGGCGCAGGAGUGAUAGUUGGUGGGACGAACCUGGUGUUGCAGAGUGUGCAGAGGCCUGACGCCGGCAGGUACACGUGCAGGGCUACAAACGCCGUUGGAACAUCCAGGAGCAACGCCGUCACUCUCAGCAUCCAGUACGGGCCGAUGUGCGCCCAGGGCCGCGUCACCGUAACAGCAGUAGAGGGUGAAGUCGUUACUCUCCGAUGCGAGGUCGACGCCUACCCUGCAAACGUCACGUUUCACUGGCUCUUCAAUAAUACCGUCGAUUCUACGCGCUUCAGGAAGAGCGAGUACACGGUCGAGGGCGUUGUCUCCCGCCUGCGUUACGUGGCCUACUCCGCCCGCGAUUACGGCACGGUGUUCUGCUGGGCGUCCAAUCUCGUGGGCGUGCAGGAAGACCCCUGUGCCUUUGUUCUACAGCCCGCAGGCGCCCCAGACAGCGUGCAUGAUUGUGUGUUGACUAACCAAUCAGCGGGUUCACUCCACAUCACGUGCAAGGCAGGGGCUGAUGGCGGACUCACGCAAAAAUUCCGAGCUGCUGUAUACACAGGCGGAUCUUCAGAACCUGUGCGUGUACUGGAAGGGAUGUCGCCCGUCUUCACCGUCGAGGGAUUGGCAGCUGGAGGGGAUUAUGUCGUCACAGUCACAGCCAUCAAUCGCAAGGGUUCCUCUCCUCCGGUUUCGCUCGAAGCUUACACUCUCAAGGUGGCUGAGAAUAGAAUGAUCUCGGGAGUGUCCAGCAGUCAGCCCGAGCCAGCAGAAAGCAGUAGCGGGGCGGUGUCUCCCCUGUUGGGCGUGUUCCUGGGUAUCGUGGGCGCGUUCCUCCUGCUGGCGGCGGCGGCGGUGUUCAUUACCCGGAGGCACUGCUCGAGGGGCGCCGGCAGGAAGCCCGAUCUUGUGGCAGGUCAAGAACUUGAAGUGAAAUCCGAGGCUCAGGAGGGCGAAGGAGGAGAGAAAAGUGGAGGAGGAGGAGGUGGAAGCAGAGACAUGGUGGAGAGCCCCGAUAUAACGGAGGCCGACCCCUUUUUGGUGACGUCUGAGUGCAGCACCGGCACGGCCUCGACCCCUGCCAGCGCGGGCGGCUGCGUGUUCACCAUCCCCGCCCACAUUCCGCCCCCGCCCCAGUACUGCUCGGCCUCUUGCAACGACCUCUCGCCCACCCAGCACGCCCUCGAGCACUCGGCGGCGGUCCAGCACGCCCUGACCCGCUCCUCCAGCAUCCAGCACAUGAGCCCCGCCCCCCCGCCCCCGCACGCCGCGCCGGCCGACCAGCACACCUUACCGCGCUCGUCUCCGUUGCAGCACUGCCUGCAGCGCUCGGCGUCCGUGGAGCGCAGCGUCCCUCGCCCGAUCGUGAGGCAGCACAGCGGCCUGUCGCGCUCGCCGCCGCCCAUCACCACCCACCACGGCACGCCCGUCACCUUCGCCUUACACCACCCCGGCCGCGGCCACCUCGGCGUCAUCUACAGCAGCAGCGUGGAGGCCAAUCUGAACGAGCAGGGCGUGCACGCGAGCCAGGGCGGCUCCGGCUCGGCCGCCCACCCCGCCUCGAUCCACUACGUGCAGCCUCAUCCCGGGCUGGCGGGAGACGUGCCCAUGGUGGUCACGUCGGCCCACGGGGCACCCGCGCAGCCCGCCUCCACGGGACAAGUACACAUGGCUCUGGGCCUGGCACCGAGUCACCUUCUCGGGGUGUCGCCCGCCGCCCACGCCAGGAUGGGCGCGAGCACGAUGAGCAAAGGCGUGGCGGAGGGCGUGGGCGAGCCACCCAUCACGCACUCGAGCCCUAAGAGCAGAGCCAAGCACGUGACGUGGUCCGGAGGCCAGACGCACGGCGAGGAGAGCGCCGUCUGA